Molecule: messenger RNA, 292 nt
Organism: Racocetra persica
Lineage: Eukaryota; Fungi; Glomeromycota; Glomeromycetes; Diversisporales; Gigasporaceae
Source: the annotation of a GenBank genome assembly
UAAGACGGGAAAAUCCACAAAAAUAUGUAGUGAAUGUCAAAAAAAAAUUUUACAAACUUAUCAUGCUACGAAGUUUACUUCAUGAUCAAAACCUUAUCGAACCUGAAGAAAUGAAAAAAAAUUUAUUUAAGUCUAUUCUUGAAGUUGGAAAUAAUGAAUUUAUUGAAAAUGAAAAUUCUGGUAUAGAGUUUUCAUGUAAAGUGUCUACUAUUUCCUUAAAAAGUGAACCUCAUGAACUUGAAAAAGCAAUUGCCAAAAUAGUAGGAUCUCUAAUGGAUACUAUUACAUGUAA